This is a messenger RNA of Bacillus rossius redtenbacheri, 2520 nucleotides long. It is a transcript of the gene Spx, whose product is annotated as splicing factor 3B subunit 4. The transcript is spliced from 6 exons. Lineage: Eukaryota; Metazoa; Arthropoda; Insecta; Phasmatodea; Bacillidae. Gene Ontology annotation, molecular function: RNA binding. Gene Ontology annotation, cellular component: U2 snRNP; U12-type spliceosomal complex; nucleolus. The record is from RefSeq and is a predicted model, not a curated record. The coding region runs from base 76 to 1533 and encodes 485 amino acids. Gene Ontology annotation, biological process: positive regulation of mRNA splicing, via spliceosome.
UUUUAUAAAUAAUUUAGUUUAAUCUAUGGUUUGUGAUUGUUUAUUGUUUUUGUGUAGCGCAUGUAGCCUACAAAAAUGGCUGCAGGCCCAAUUGCAGAAAGAAACCAAGAUGCGACCAUCUACGUGGGGGGCCUUGACGAGAAGGUGUCGGAGGCCCUCAUGUGGGAGCUGUUCGUGCAGGCCGGACCCGUGGUGAACGUCCACAUGCCCAAGGACCGGGUCACCCAGAUGCACCAGGGGUACGGCUUCGUGGAGUUCAUGGGCGAGGAAGAUGCCGACUACGCCAUCAAGAUCAUGAACAUGAUCAAGCUGUACGGGAAGCCCAUCAGAGUCAACAAGGCAUCAGCGCACCAGAAGAACUUGGAUGUGGGAGCUAAUAUCUUCAUAGGCAACCUUGACCCAGAAGUGGACGAGAAAUUGCUGUACGACACAUUUUCCGCAUUUGGAGUUAUUCUUCAAACUCCCAAGAUUAUGCGUGAUCCAGAAACUGGCAAUUCCAAAGGUUUUGCCUUCAUCAACUUUGCGAGCUUCGAUGCCUCAGACGCAGCAAUAGAAGCCAUGAACGGCCAGUACUUGUGCAACCGGCCAAUCUCAGUUUCGUACGCCUUCAAGAAGGAUGCGAAGGGAGAGCGUCACGGCUCGGCCGCUGAAAGAAUGCUGGCGAAUCAGAACCCGCUAUCACAGGCCGACAGGCCCCACCAGCUUUUCGCAGAUGCCCCACCUCCCAUUCCCAUCCCCCAACCACCGCCUCCAGUGUCCAUGAUGGGCAUGGUGCCGCCCCCACCACCCACCCCUGGCAUGCACCCUCCUCCCCCGCCUCCCGUCCCACCCCCUCCGGGCAUCCCUCCCCCGCCCAUGGCCCUGCCUCCCGGGGUACCGCCGCCUCCCCUCCCUCCCCAGCCCAUGCAUCACCCCGGGCACCCGCCCAUGCCGCCCAGCAUGCCCCCACCGCCGCUCAGCCGCCCUCCCAUGCCCCCCAUGCCUCCCGGGGCCAUGCCCCCCACGUCAGGGCCUCCCGGCUCCAUGCAGGGUAACAUGCCGCCCGGCUCCGGGCCACCGCAGCAUCAGCAGCAAGGUGGCAUGGGCCCCCCGGGCAUGGGCAUGCCACCCAUGCCGCCCCAGCAAGGUGGCCCGCCCCCUCCGAGGAUGAUGCCGCCUCCGUGGCAGGGGAACCAGUUCCCACCGCCACCGCCGCAGGGGAACUUCCAGGGCAACUUCCCGCCACCUCCACCACCCCCGCACGGGGGACCACCGCCCGGCUGGAGACCGCCGCCCCCUCCGCCUGGUCGGCCGCCGUUCGGCCGCCCCCAGUUCCAGCCGCGGGGCCCGCCCCCCAGGGGCAUGCGGCCCCCGAUGCCUCCCCCGUCCCGCGGCUCCCGGCCCCAGCAGGGUGACGGCUACGACGGCAACUUCGACCGCAACUAUGACAACUACGACAACAACUACGACAACAACUAUGACGACAACUACGACAACAACUAUGACAAUAACUAUGACAACAAUUACGACAAUGAUUAUGACGACAACUACUGAGCGGCGACGCAUGAGUGUGUCGAUGCCAUCUGGUGAGAUGCCGGUGUGUGUUUCCAAGUGAGAAGAGUUCUACAGAACCAAUUUAAUUAUAACAACAACAAUUACUACAAAAACUAUUUGGCAACCUUGCGGUGCUGUGCUUCGGUUUGUACUGGCAAGUGGAGACACUACCUUAACAUGGGUGUACGUUGUAACAAUUUGAUGAUUGUACAUCCUUACGCAGGCUCAUACAUUCUUGAAUGUAGCAUUUAAUUUUAUUCAACAACUUAUUUCAUAAACUUACUAAUUAAUGUUUCUUUAUUUAUGAACCAUGUAGUAAAUUUUUUUUAUUUGUUACACCAUGUUUAGAAUGUUUCAAUAAACAAUCACAAAUAUUUGUCAUGUGUUGUUUAGUGCUUUCUUUUGUAAUUUUGUGAAUCUUUGACAAAUUGGAUUGUAUGGACGAACAACUUCUUUCUUAAAAAGAAACUAUUUUUUGGACAGUUAAUUAAUUAAAAUGUUGACAAUGUAAUCACGUCUCCUACAUGUAUGUGUUAUGUUAAUGUAAGAUUAUGAAAUAAAAUGUUCAUAACCUGUUACUUUUUUUUAUAUAUGAAAUGUGUGUGGAAGUCUUGUUUAAAAAAUUGUGCGAUACCGGAAAAAAUUUUCUGAAUGUACUUGUUUCUCACAAAAGUAACUUUCUUUAGGUGUUCAGGGCUUCAGGGUACAAUUGCCGCAGAUGCAAAACUUUGCGUUACAAUUGGUGUGUUGUCAGUUGACAAAACCUUUUAUUAAACCAAUCCAACACAUUUUUAAGAAAAACAUUUUUUCUCCUUAUAUUUGGUAGUUUUACGAUAAUUAGUGGCUGUCUUUUGCAUCUACUCCAUAUGCUGCAGGAAAUUGUAACCAGUUGAGAUUGUGAAAUCAACAAAGAAAUGUUGUAUGAAGUGAUGAUAUGUUAAUUUGCCAUCAACAUGAAGUAAAGUCAUCUUUUUUAAUUAAUGAAAA